CUAUCGGCGGCUAUCGUGAGCGAUUGUUUUACUGAGUUUAGUUGUAGUAGCAAUGUUUAAUCACCAGGAUUAAACAGUAUCUGAUAUUUUUAAAACAUUUUCAGCUUACACACGAGGAAAUAUGCGAAAGUGCGACUAUUUUAGACGAGGGCUUAAGAUUAUGUCCGUUAUGUGCUUCAGAAGUAAGAUUGUUUUUUAUCAACUUCAAUGAGAAAAUAUUAAUGUGUGAAAAUACUGAAUGCGAGUACCCAUUUGGUCACGAGAAUGUUGUUUACGUGAAGGAAGACGAUGAGAGCCAAAAUGAUGAAGUCGUCAGUAUUAAAAGUAGAACAGUAAGAGGUACUCCUCAUGAUACUUUAUCAAUCGUAUCCACAUCUGCUUGGUCAGAGAUCGAUAAUAUCAACAGAGUGUAUGAAGCUGAAGAGCAGCUAGACCAAAGACCAGAGAUAAAGGAGUAUUAUUUACAUAAAAGAACUAGUAGAAUAACAGGGGAUGAUGAAAAUCAAAAGAAACUGUUUCAGAAUGUGCAAGAAAUUAACAAAUUGAAUAAAGAGUUAAAUGACUCAAAACAGGAGAUGUUUGUGCAACCACAGUUGAAAAAUGAAAAGUGGAUAAAAAAUUUGAUGUCAAUGCAAAAAUAUUCAGGUAUGUCGCUUUUGAAACCCAACGAAAUGAAGUUAGUUAAAAAGACGGAGUCAGAAAUUGGUUCAGGGGAGUUGAAAAUUGACAUCAAUAUGGGAAAAGAUGAAUGUGACAUGUCAUCUGUUAAAAUAGAAAUUUUUAAUAUCAAAGAACAGUAACAACAACUUUGGGAGAAUUUUUUAUUUUAGUGUAUUAAAGUGUUAUUAUUAUAGAUUGACAGGAAUUGACAAUCUAGGUUUCUUAACUAUUUUGGGCAAGGGAGCCCUUUGCCAAAAUGAACUGACCCUUUAAAAAUACUAUCUUUAUGUCUAGAAUCUGCAUUAUGCCUAUUUCCAUUGCCUUCUGUAUUUUUUCUGAACUAGCAUUUGC
This is a messenger RNA of Diatraea saccharalis (sugarcane borer), 1011 nucleotides long. The record is from the annotation of a GenBank genome assembly. NCBI's taxonomy places the organism in Eukaryota, Metazoa, Arthropoda, Insecta, Lepidoptera, Crambidae.